Messenger RNA from Trichosurus vulpecula (common brushtail), 1581 nucleotides. It is a transcript of the gene PAX7, whose product is annotated as paired box 7. Bases 1 to 1581 code for a protein of 526 amino acids. The transcript is spliced from 12 exons. The record is from RefSeq and is a predicted model, not a curated record. Gene Ontology annotation, biological process: anatomical structure development; regulation of transcription by RNA polymerase II. Gene Ontology annotation, molecular function: RNA polymerase II cis-regulatory region sequence-specific DNA binding; DNA-binding transcription factor activity, RNA polymerase II-specific. Lineage: Eukaryota; Metazoa; Chordata; Mammalia; Diprotodontia; Phalangeridae.
AUGGCGGCUCUCCCCGGCACCGUACCGAGAAUGAUGAGACCCGCUCCGGGACAGAACUACCCGCGGACCGGAUUUCCCUUGGAAGUGUCCACCCCACUUGGCCAGGGCCGGGUGAAUCAACUCGGCGGGGUCUUCAUCAACGGCAGGCCCCUACCCAACCACAUCCGCCACAAAAUCGUGGAGAUGGCCCACCACGGUAUUCGGCCCUGCGUCAUCUCUCGCCAGCUCCGUGUCUCCCACGGCUGCGUCUCCAAAAUCCUAUGCCGCUACCAGGAGACUGGCUCCAUCCGGCCUGGGGCCAUCGGGGGCAGCAAACCCAGGCAGGUAGCCACUCCAGAUGUGGAGAAGAAAAUAGAGGAAUACAAAAGAGAAAACCCUGGAAUGUUCAGCUGGGAAAUCCGAGAUCGGCUGCUCAAGGAUGGACACUGUGACAGGAGCACGGUUCCCUCAGUGAGUUCGAUUAGCCGUGUGCUCAGAAUCAAAUUCGGGAAGAAAGAGGAAGAGGAUGAGUGUGACAAGAAGGAAGAGGAUGGCGAGAAGAAAGCUAAACACAGCAUCGACGGCAUCCUGGGCGACAAAGGAAACCGGCUGGAUGAAGGCUCUGAUGUGGAGUCUGAGCCUGAUCUCCCUCUGAAGCGGAAGCAGCGCCGCAGCCGGACCACCUUCACAGCCGAGCAACUGGAGGAGCUGGAGAAGGCUUUUGAGAGAACCCACUACCCUGAUAUCUAUACCCGAGAGGAGCUGGCCCAAAGGACUAAGCUGACAGAGGCCCGGGUCCAAGUGUGGUUCAGUAACCGCAGGGCACGGUGGCGUAAGCAGGCUGGCGCCAAUCAGCUUGCAGCAUUCAACCACCUUCUCCCGGGAGGCUUCCCACCUACAGGCAUGCCUACGAUCCCGCCAUAUCAACUGCCGGACUCCACCUACCCCAGCACCACCAUUUCCCAAGAUGGGGGAAGCACAGUGCACCGGCCCCAGCCGCUCCCGCCCUCCACCAUGCACCAGGGGGGACUGGCCGCAGCUGCUGCAGCUGCUGACACCAGCUCUGCCUAUGGGGCCCGCCACAGCUUCUCCAGCUACUCGGACAGCUUCAUGAACCCGGCGGCCCCCACCAACCACAUGAACGCAGUCAGCAGUGGGCUAUCUCCCCAGGAAACGGGGGCCCAGAGAGGGAAAGUAACCUGCCUAAGAUGGAGGCUGACAGAGGCCCUUAAUAAAGACGUGAUGAGUAUCCUGAGCAACCCAAGUGGGGUACCCCCCCAGCCCCAGGCUGACUUCUCCAUCUCCCCACUGCACGGGGGCCUGGACACCGCCAACUCCAUCUCAGCCAGCUGCAGCCAGCGCAGCGAUUCUAUCAAGUCUGUGGACAGCCUCCCCACUUCGCAGUCCUACUGCCCCCCCACCUACAGCACCACUGGCUACAGUGUGGACCCUGUGGCUGGCUACCAGUAUGGCCAGUAUGGACAGACUGCUGUCGACUAUCUGGCAAAGAAUGUGAGCCUGUCUACACAGCGUCGGAUGAAAUUGGGAGAGCACUCAGCUGUGCUGGGGCUCCUGCCUGUGGAGACGGGUCAAGCAUACUAA